Molecule: messenger RNA, 2073 nt
Organism: Telopea speciosissima
Lineage: Eukaryota; Viridiplantae; Streptophyta; Magnoliopsida; Proteales; Proteaceae
Product: CRM-domain containing factor CFM9, mitochondrial
Exons: 4
Coding region: 232-1947 (571 amino acids)
Molecular function (GO): RNA binding
Source: RefSeq, a predicted model, not a curated record
GUAAAGAGACGCAUCAAGCAAACCCUCUCUUCUCCACUCUCCAAUGCCUACGAAGGAUCGAGGGUUUAAGGGCCGGCACCAGUGAUGCCCCAACUACCUGGCGAUCGUUGUCAUCGAUUUCCCCCGUUUUUUCUUGUUUGUGGGUUGGAUUUUCACGGGUUUCCCCAAAGGCAUUCGUCAUUUAUUAAUAAGUUUAAAAACCAGUGUCGAAUGCUUCAUUGACGUUGAAGCAUGUGGAUGGCGAGGAAUAUUCAAAGGCUUCGCUUAAGAACUCUCUCCUCUCUCCUCCCAUACAGUAACAGCAUCAGCAGGGAUGUUUUGCUGGUAAGUAAUGAUACCCCAAAAAUUGUUGCAAGUGGUAACUCGGUUCAAUCGAGUUUAGCAGGCAAAGACUGCUUCUUAUCCUCUUCCCCGCUGUGGGGUUGCUUUGUUGGGUCUCGCUCUAUGUCGGUAAAGACAGGGAGGAGUAUGCGAAGCAAGGUCGAGAAGAGGCUGAGAUAUGAAGCUGGGAAACCCCUUAGGGAGAGGAGGCGAGCGGCCAAGUUGCGGAAGAAGUUGAUGACCGACGAGGAGAGGCUCAUUUACAACCUUAGAAGAGCCAAGAAGAAAGUGGCAUUGCUCCUGCAAAAGCUGAAGAAGUAUGAGCUGCCAGAAUUACCACCCCCUCGACAUGACCCUGAGUUAUUGACUUCUGAGCAACUUCAGGCAUAUAAAAAGAUCGGCUUCAGAAACAGAAAUUAUGUUCCUGUUGGUGUUAGGGGAGUCUUUGGUGGUGUUGUCCAAAAUAUGCAUCUCCACUGGAAGUUCCAUGAGACUGUACAAGUCUGUUGUGAUAAUUUUCCCAAGGAAAAAAUCAAAGAGAUGGCAACCAUGCUUGCACGGCUGAGUGGCGGUAUUGUAGUUAACAUACAUGAUGUGAAAACAAUUAUUAUGUUCCGUGGAAGAAACUAUCGGCAGCCAAAGAAUUUGAUACCCAUCAAUACUCUUACAAAAAGAAAGGCAUUAUUCAAAGCCAGGUUUGAGCAAGCACUGGACUCUCAGAAACUAAAUAUUAAGAAGUAUGAGCAGCAGCUCCGCCGAAUGGGUGUAAAUCCUGAGGAUCCAGUUGCCAUGGCCAGCAUCCAGAGAGUAGCCUCAACAUUCUUUAAUGCCAUUGAUAAGAAGGAAAGCAGUCCUUAUGUUUUCUAUGGGGAUAAACAACCAGCUGUUGAACUUGGUAGUCGGGAAGAUCCAGAGAAGCCCUCUGAGGAUAGUGACCAAGAGGAGCUUGAUAGAUUCAUAGCUGAGAUUGAGGAUGCAGCAAAUCAAGAAUGGGAAGAAGAGGAAGCUAAAGAGAAACAAGAGUUGGGUAGAAUGAGGUACUGGAAUAGAGAAGAUUGGGGUGACAGAGGCCGAUCAUCAUAUAAUGGUGAUUCAGAGUAUGAGACCACAGGGAGGGGAAGGGAUCGGAAUGAUACAUGUGGUAGGCAUAGGAACGUUGGUGUACGUAAAAAUGAUAAUGAUCAUGAAGAUGGGGCCCUCGAGGCAUCAGGUGAUGAAGACUGGGAUUCUCAUAGUAUGGGAGAUGCAGGUUAUACGGAUGAUAAUGCAGUUGAUUCUGAUGAAGAUAACAAGGAGUUCAAGCGGCAAACUAGAGUGAACGGGAAACAGCAGAGGAGAGAGGGAGACAAGAAAAAUACUUCUGAGAAGAAUGUUAGGGCCAGCAGAAGUGGGAAGAACGCCAGAGAGGACUCUGGGUCGGAGAAUAUGUUUGGGGACUCGGAAAAUGAAUUGUGGGACUCAGGUGAUGAAGAAGAACAUGAUUCAAUAGCUCCAGGGGAUACUGAUAAUUUUAUGGGCAGGAGUGAUGAAGAGGAGGGCCAUACCAGUAACAAUGAUUGGCAGCAUGGGAACAACAGAAGGAUUAAAACAACAAAGCAGGUGGAUGAAACAUGGGACAGUGAUUAGCUUAGUGAUACAGAAGAGCAAUGUCCUCAUCUGAAUUCAACCAAUUUUGUCUCUCUUUCUAAUACAUUACUGGAGGUGAUUGAAAGAGGAAAAUGUACUUUCAAGAAAGUAGAGAUUACGGUAUUA